Messenger RNA from Danaus chrysippus (African queen), 912 nucleotides. NCBI's taxonomy places the organism in Eukaryota, Metazoa, Arthropoda, Insecta, Lepidoptera, Nymphalidae. The record is from the annotation of a GenBank genome assembly.
AUGACCGAAAACAGUGAAUUAUCACCGCUAGCGACUAUAAAUUGCAAACAACAGGCGAUUAGGGCUGUGCGUUUCAAUGUAGACGGUACAUAUUGCUUAUCAUGCGGCGCUGACAAGAAAAUCAAGCUUUGGAAUCCUCAAAAUCAGUUGUUAUUAAAAACGUACGGUGGACAUGCUAACGAAGUGCUGGACGCUGCUGGUUCUUGCGACAGCAGUCACAUAAUCUCAUGCAGUGCGGAUAAAUCUGUUAUAUUAUGGGACGUGACCACAGGGCAGCCAGUAAGACGUUACAGAGGCCACGCCAGCUCCGUAACCUGUGUAAAAUUUAACGAAGAAUCGACCAUGGCAGUAUCUGGAUCCAUAGACAAUACGGUUUGUUUUUGGGACGUAGUAAGCCGACGUCAGGAGCCUGUACAGAUUUUGAAAGACGCCAAAGACACUAUAACCUCCGUGCAGGUUACUGACCAUGAAGUUUUGACAUCCUCCGUAGAUUGUCAUACUAGAUUAUACGAUUUGCGAGUUGGCAAGAUGUUUUCAGACUACAUCGGCCAUAUUAUUACCUAUUCUAGCAUGACUCAUGACGGCCAGUGCUACUUACUUAGUUGCGCUGACAGCACAAUAAAAUUAUUCGACAAAGAUAGUGGCGAACUACUCAAUACAUUCUCUGGACAUGAAAGCAAGGACUACAUGCUUGAAAACGCGGUAAACGAGCGCGAUAGCCACAUCAUUUCCGGUUCCGCGACCGGGGAAAUAUUCUAUUGGGAUUUGAUAUCUAGUAAUUGUACGCAAAAGCUUAUACAUAUUAAAAACAAGCCGGUAGUAUCUUUGAGUCAUCAUCCAACUGCUAAUAAACUCUUGACAGCUUGUGAAGACGAGAUCAGGCUAUGGGGAGUACCUGUAGUAGAGGAAUAA